AUGACUUCGUCGUCGUCAAUUGAUCCGGCAUCCUGGACUUGGCCCGAGGACUUGCCUGGGUCUUGGGCGAAUGACAAUGUCAAAGAGGAGAAGAAACCAGAAUCGUUCCAGAACGACACCCAACCCAAGACGGAGCAACACAAUGAAUACGAGGACAAUCACGUUCCACCUCGGCCAUCUCCUUCAUCCUCAGCAGGUUCUACAGGCCAACAACGUCGCGAACGUCAAUACAGACCACGCACCUGUCGCAUCUGCUUGGAAUCUGUCUUGCCGACAUACCAUCCGCCGUCAGAUUCCUUGCCUGCCUUCAUGCGCUCCGCUCCGAACGUCACGUACGAGAGCGAAGAUGGUGGUCGUCUGCUUCGCCCAUGUCUGUGCAAGGGUAGUCAGAAAUAUGUUCACGAGCAGUGUCUGCAAGCCUGGCGCCUUCAGGAUCCUUCUGCAAAACGUAACUACUGGCAAUGCCCAACAUGUAGGUACAAAUAUCGUCUAGAACGAAUGAAUUGGGCACAUUGGAUCAGUAGUACUGGUAAGCUGAUUGAUCGAGUCUGGUCCUGGUCCAACUCACUGACAUACCAANNAGCUGCUCAAAUCUUACUUACCUUGGCCAUUUUCAUCGCCUCUUCAUUUGCUUUAGGUUACGUGGCUGAUCCCAUCAUCAACCUCUAUCUCGACCCUUACGACACAAUUGCCCACGGCUCCCAACCCUUGUUGCCCGCAGAUGAACCUGUCACAUGGACCGAGCAUUUUGUCAAAGGCUUUGCCUCUUUGGGCUUGGUUGGAUUUGCCAAGUUUCUGCUUACUCUGAGUCCAUGGCAAAUGUACAACAUGCGCACUUCUGUUGGGGGUGGACGCACCACUGGUCGAGACAGGAUGGCUCAGAUCAGCUGGAUCGCUGUAGCGGUCGGCAUCUUCACUUUUACCUGGGCUGUCUGGAAAGGUGUUCGAGCCUGGAGUCGACGUACUCUCGCCGCUGCAUCAGAACGUGUAAUGGACGUUCCUGGCGUAGACGAUGAUGAGGACGAUGAAUGA
This is a messenger RNA of Aureobasidium musti, 1032 nucleotides long. Lineage: Eukaryota; Fungi; Ascomycota; Dothideomycetes; Dothideales; Saccotheciaceae. The record is from the annotation of a GenBank genome assembly.